AUGAGUAGGGCCGUCAGAACUCUGUUCAUUGCAUCACUGCUUUUGCCGAGCAUAAUUGCUUUCAGUCUGCUUGCUAACCGACAACCCAAAGCGUCCUUUUUGGACGAUCCUCCGAGUGAUUACUUUAGCAGAACAUCGAUGGAUGAUUGCGUACAAAGAUUCUACUCGGAGCCAGAAAAAUUUAAUACAAGACCUGGAGUUUAUGGCGGCUUUCGUGCGUAUUCUGGUGAAUUUCAGCACAUGGCGGCCAUCGGUUGGAUUCGGUCCAAUGGGAAAAUCGACUAUCUUUGUGGUGGGUCGCUGAUAACCGAUGACUUCGUACUCACUGCAGCCCAUUGUGCUGUUGACCACGACAAUAUUGCCCCGAGUACGAUACGAGUUGGAGACACCGAUCUCGGCAGCAAAAAGGAUGACGAAUAUGCACAACAGGUCGGAAUCGGCCGCAUUAUUGUGCACCCCCAGUACCGGGGAUCGCGAAAGUACUUCGAUCUAGCGUUGAUUCAACUGGCAGAGCCCAUCGAAUACUCGGAGACAGUUUGUUCGGCGUGUCUGUGGCGAGAACCUUCGUUGCCUUCUGAGCGAAUGGAUGCCAUCGGGUUCGGUAGUACCGGUUGGGGGGAGGGACGCAGUCCGACGUUGAUGAGGGCGGAAGUAGACAAGAUCGAGCUGUCUAGUUGCGUCGAGAGAAUAGUCACCAGACGGAGGCAAAUGCCGGACGGAUUUCGAGACGAUCAGUUCUGUGCGGUCGGUGACGAUAUGGACACCUGUGAGGGUGACUCGGGUGGACCGAUCGGUGUGAAGCGAUUAAAUGUGGGAGGUUUUGUAGUUCCGAUGGUGGUGGGUGUCGUAUCGUUCGGGACACCCUGUAGCGCAGGAUCAAGCGGAGUGUACACUAAGAUUAGUCCUUACAUAGAUUGGAUCGAACGGGAGAUAGACCAAACUCUAACCUAUGGAGAAUGUUUGGAAGAUUGGGACUGCUUACGACCCCAAAAUUCGACCACAGUUAAUUAUGCGAAUCACGACCCCCUUCAGCGGUUUGGAUUAAUCUGGGACGACACUUCGCCAUCCUUGCACGAUUGUGGAGCUACGCUGAUCGACUACCAGUAUCUGCUGACAUCCGCUUCCUGCGUCACAACCGAUCGCGGAGAUCCAAAGUACGUGUCUUAUGAUGGCAAAGAACGUAUCGCCGUGAAGGAUGUUUAUGUGUCCCCAAAAUAUAUUCGAGGACGUCCAGGAAACGACGUCGCUCUCGUGAAGAUCGCAAAGUUCACCAAUCCGAAGGUACAUCGCCCAUCCUGCCUUUGGAACCGUCGUACCGACGGCGAAUGGAGCACGAAUCCUGUAGUUAGUGCGUACCAAGUAACGUCGAAAACAGCAUCGGAGUGGUUCACCAGAACCAUCUCGAUUAUUCCUAUGGACAGAAAAGAUUGCAAAGCCGAUGGAUUCCUGGGUAGUGAUUUGAUUCGGUGCCACAACGAGGUCAAGAUGGUACCGCGACUUUGUUCGUUGGACUACGGCGCCCCGGUGACCAAUGUUAGAUAUCAAGAAACGGAUCCUAAUUACAUCUACGGCGUAGUAUCAUCGCUUACUAAGGAUUGUGGAUCAAACUUGAUCGCAACGGACGUUACGCCACACAUCGACUGGAUUGAAUCGAUCAUCAUCCGGCGACGAGACCAAAUGCUCAUAUUUUCAGACUAG
Molecule: messenger RNA, 1698 nt
Organism: Anopheles bellator
Lineage: Eukaryota; Metazoa; Arthropoda; Insecta; Diptera; Culicidae
Product: serine protease 53-like
Exons: 6
Coding region: 1-1698 (565 amino acids)
Biological process (GO): proteolysis
Molecular function (GO): serine-type endopeptidase activity
Source: RefSeq, a predicted model, not a curated record